Molecule: messenger RNA, 3354 nt
Organism: Misgurnus anguillicaudatus (oriental weatherfish)
Lineage: Eukaryota; Metazoa; Chordata; Actinopteri; Cypriniformes; Cobitidae
Source: RefSeq, a predicted model, not a curated record
CCACAUACAGGUUUGACUCAGUACAAUAGAAGCUGGAUGCUGAAGGAAUGCAGACAGUAACUUACGGAAGCUUUCAGUGUGUCAUUGAUCUCAGCUGUCUGGCUUUUCUGGAUAAUUCACUAACGCCCAUCUGCUUUGCCCUGCUUCUGAAAAUGCACGGAUUUCACUUUCAUAGGGCUAAACAUGAAAAGGAACGGCGUAUAUAAGUUUUUGUCAGUAUUUUCCUGUCUAUUUGUCUGUUUCUUUCUGUUAUUUUGGGUGGUUGCCUUUUAUUCAAUGAUUCAGGCACCAUAAAAAUCUCGUGCGUUUAUUGUAAGUUAUUUGCCUAUAUUUACACGUCGUCAGAAAACACAUUUUGCUAACACCUCUUAAAUUAAACACACGAUAGACGAUCUUUUUUUUACAGUUGCGAAACAACUAGCAGAUUUUAUAUUUGUUUUAAUAGCUAAACGAUCACGUUUUACAUUGUGACUAUAUUUGUUUACUUAUUAAAUUAAUUAAAAUAAAUCGUUUGAAUAGCGCUAGCUCUGUGGUGACACCAAAACAAAGCGACUGCGCACGUGCAGGUGAUGACAGCGGUCACAUGACAUCAACCAGGAAGUCCAGUUCUGUUUAAGUGAGGAAUCUAAACACACAGUCCUGAUGGCAGAGAUGAUGGAGAAGGGUGCGGCUGCCCCAAAGCUGCAGUUUGCCCCUUUCUGCAGUGCUCUGGAGGCAGGAUUCUGGCAUCAGCUCACCCAGAAGAAACUCAUUGACUACCGCUUAGAUGAAAGUCCAAGAAACAUCAAAGGCUAUUACUAUAACGGUGAUCCUAUUGGCUUGCCGACACGUUUGACCCUGGAGUUCAGUGCAUUUGAUGUUGAUGGACCCACAUCUGCUCACUGUUGUCCAGCCUAUGGGACUCUGUACAAUACCAACACCUUAGAAGCCUUUAAAUCUACAGACAAGAAAGCUCUACUUGAUAAUGCAGCCAAUGAGAUUUGGAGUGCAAUUCAAUCAGGGGCUGCAGUGGAAGACUCCUCUGUCCUAAACAAAUUCAUCCUCUUGACAUUUGCGGAUCUGAAGAAAUAUCAUUUCUAUUACUGGUUCUGCUUUCCUGCCCUCUGCUUUGUUGAAGGAGUCCAGCUGGUGCAGGAGCCGGUGUCAUUAGAGCAGAGAUUCAAUGCUGAACAGAUUUCCAGCUUGCAGAUGGCGUAUGAUAAUCUUUGCUCAUCGACUGGGUCCACAGCAGUGCCACAUUUUCUGCUCAAGUACACGGAUGACACUGUUGAAGUUGCUCCUCUAAAGGACUUGAACCGCUUCUUCACGGAUCUUAAGAAGAUUACUGUGGGUGUUUAUGACCCCUGCACGCUGCCUCAACAUCCAGGCUGGCCUCUCAGAAACCUUCUCAUCCUUCUGGCAAAAAAUUGGGGUUCACAGUUGGAUGUAGUGGAGAUUGUGUGCUUCAGAGACCGAACUCUACAAGGGAGACGGUCCGUUCAGCACAGCAUCAUUUUUCGGGUCAGGAUCCCGGACCUGUCGACCUGCUCAGUUUGUCCGAAGAGUGUGGGGUGGGAGAAGAACUCAAAGGGUGCCAUGGGACCUAGAAGUGUCAAUCUCAGUGAAUGUAUGGAUCCUAAAAGGCUUGCUGAGUCUUCGGUCGAUCUCAACCUGAAAUUAAUGCGUUGGAGGUUGGUACCGUCUCUAGAUUUGGAUAAGAUCGUGUCAACCAGGUGUUUGUUACUGGGAGCCGGAACGUUGGGCUGCAAUGUGGCACGAACACUUAUGGGCUGGGGUGUGCGACAUAUCACCUUUGUGGACAAUGCAAAGAUAUCCUACUCGAACCCAGUGCGCCAGCCGCUCUAUGAGUUUGAAGACUGUCUCGGUGGAGGAAAAUCUAAAGCUCUUGCUGCAGUGGACAGACUGAAGAAGAUCUUUCCUGGUGUGAAUGCAGAAGGCUAUAACAUGAGCAUACCAAUGCCUGGCCACCCGGUAAACUUUUCCGAGACGACAAUGUCUCAAGCUCGGCAGGAUGUGGAACAGCUGGAGAAGCUUAUCUCUGAGCAUGACGUGCUCUUCCUGUUGAUGGACACUCGUGAGAGCCGCUGGCUUCCUACAGUCAUCGCUGCAAGCCAAAGAAAGCUGAUAGUUAAUGCUGCUUUGGGAUUUGACACAUUUGUGGUGAUGAGGCAUGGCCUGAAGAAACCCAAAGAGUCUCAAUCUGAAGACUCCAGCCCCAUGUCUGCUUCCUCCAACUCAUCCUCUACCUCUACACCAGCAGCCAUCACGGCACCAGGAGCGUCUUUGUUCUCCAACAUCCCGGGACAUCGUCUAGGCUGCUACUUUUGUAAUGAUGUUGUUGCUCCUGGAGAUUCUACCAGAGACAGAACUCUUGACCAGCAGUGCACAGUCAGUCGUCCUGGUCUUGCCAUGAUCGCUGGAGCGCUGGCUGUUGAACUGAUGGUAUCUAUAUUCCAACAUCCAGAGGGAGGUUAUGCCGUGGCCAGUAGCAGUGAUGACCGAAUGAAUGAACCUCCAACCUCACUGGGUCUUGUGCCCCAUCAGAUUCGAGGAUUCCUGUCAAGAUUUGACAAUGUUCUUCCUGCAAGUUUGGCGUUUGACAAAUGCACUGCAUGCUCAUCGAUAGUUCUUGAGAAUUAUGAGAGGGACGGGUUUGAGUUCCUAGCAAAGGUCUUCAACUCAUCCCAUUCAUUCCUGGAGGAUCUGACUGGACUGACUUUACUCCAUCAGGAGACACAGGCAGCUGAGAUUUGGGACAUGAGCGAUGAUGAAAGUAUCUGAAGGCUUCAGGAGCAGAAAAGCCCUUUCUUUUGCACUUAACUCAGAUUUCCUGCAAAUGUAACAGUGGCAUACAAUGUGUUGUAAUCUUAAUGUACCAAUUGAAACAUUUGUCUUAAAUGAUCAAGUUUAUUCAUGUUAUUGCUAUCAGAACCUGUCUAUGGGCCUCAGGGUGGACGGCACCAUUUGUUAAAUGGAAAGUAGCUGUACGGGAUAAACACAGUCAGUGCUUAAUGUUGAAGGUCACUGAACUAGAAAACACUUCAUUCCUCGCAGCUUUGUUAAAAUGACCAUUAAUGCAACCUGAAAACAGUUUAUUGUUUCAUGAAAUCUUUGAGUCAGUUUAGGUGUGUUUGUAACUAAACUGAACUCAGGAGACAGCUGCACUAAUGUGCGUCUCUGCUUUAUGGUUUGUGUGUUUUUUUUAACCAGCUGCAGGUGUAUGGCUGUGUGCAGUGUUGUUUCUGUUGGUCUGCACUGUAUGUGUAUUCAUUUUAAUCUUUUGAUUUUUCAGACUGUCUGGUAUUAUUUGUAAAAUAUAUUAUUGGGCACUGUCACAAUAAAUUCAUGAUCAAA